AUGGGUUUUGAUAAGGAGCUGGAGGGUGACGAGGCUUUCCAGGAGUUUACGUCGGUGCAUCAUAACCGCAGCCAGUUGCCUACCUGGGCCAAUGACUCUCUGCUCCAAUCAGCAGCCCCCGAGACUGGCCAGGGGAGGAGUCAGGAGAAGAAGAAGAAGCUUGAUUACCUCAACUUUGAGUCAGACGAGAAGAAGAAGGAUGAGGAUGUGUUUUCAUUGUCAGGUGCUAAUAAAGAGGCUCUGAAGUCUGGCCUGUCUGAUAUGGAGUACUUGUGGCACAGAGACGGGACUGAAUUCACAGUAAAACUGCGAGAAUGUCCCUUCAACGUCAAAGAGCAACAAGUGCGAGAGUUCAUGACUACUCUGAAGCCUGCAGCCAUUCGAAUCAUCAAGAAUGCCACCGGCAGCAAAACUGAGUAUAUGUAUGUGGAUCUGCGCUCAGAAGAGGAGGUGAAAAAGUCUCUGAAGAAGAACAAAGAUUACAUGGGUGAGAAUCAGACUGUGUGUGUGUGUGCGCACGUUCGUAAUCCUCACUGAGAAUAAAAAGUUAUG
This is a messenger RNA of Oncorhynchus kisutch (coho salmon), 552 nucleotides long. RefSeq names its product probable RNA-binding protein 19. The record is from RefSeq and is a predicted model, not a curated record. Gene Ontology annotation, molecular function: nucleic acid binding. Lineage: Eukaryota; Metazoa; Chordata; Actinopteri; Salmoniformes; Salmonidae. Bases 1 to 537 code for a protein of 178 amino acids. The transcript has 5 exons.